This is a messenger RNA of Siniperca chuatsi (mandarin fish), 3106 nucleotides long. It is a transcript of the gene taf4b, whose product is annotated as TAF4B RNA polymerase II, TATA box binding protein (TBP)-associated factor. Gene Ontology annotation, biological process: DNA-templated transcription; transcription initiation at RNA polymerase II promoter. The coding region runs from base 162 to 2315 and encodes 717 amino acids. Gene Ontology annotation, cellular component: transcription factor TFIID complex. The transcript is spliced from 16 exons. Lineage: Eukaryota; Metazoa; Chordata; Actinopteri; Centrarchiformes; Sinipercidae. The record is from RefSeq and is a predicted model, not a curated record. Gene Ontology annotation, molecular function: DNA binding; RNA polymerase II general transcription initiation factor activity; protein heterodimerization activity.
UCACGGUGCGCCCAUCUUUCCUGUGUGCAGCAAACGCAGCACCGGACCGCCUAAGGCUCCCGCGGCUGAGCUCAGGACGCCCUCUCCUCCGGCUCCUGGGUGGAUGUUAGUCAUGACAAAGGUGUAGCCAUUUCAGCGAACGUCACUCCAACGAAAUAAUUAUGGCCACAAAUAACGUGGUUAAUGAAGCCCAGAAGCUGGAGUCCUGCGAGGCAGCAGCAGAUGGAGACCCCUCUAUUCAAGUCAAGAUUUUACAGGUCCCAGCCAAAUGUGGACCCGUGGCUGCUGUGCAACCCCCCCACACUGCUGCAGGUGUCUCAAGGGGCGACUCUAUGUUUGCCCCACCUAAAAUCAUCCCCACUGGCCAGGGCCACCAAUCCACCUCCUCUACAGUCACGGUCCCAGGGCUUCAGACGUCCUCUCCUUCUGUCAUGGUGGUAGCAAAGGUGCCCCCCUCAGGAGGAGUGAGUGUUAACAGCCAACCACAGGUAACAAAACCAGCUUUGAGUCAGCUGGCCUCCAUGAACCAGGCCACAACCUCAGGAAGGACGGUGGUGAUAACUGUACCAAGGGCAGCAGCUCCCCAGCCGGUCACUGUGGCCCCUCGGCUGCCACAGACUGCUUCCCCGCAGCUCCCAGCCAAUAUCCAGAUACCACCAGGUAUGAUGUUGAUCCGCAGUGAUAGUGGUCAGCUGAUGCUGGUAUCCCAGCAGGCUUUGGCACACGCUCAGCAGGGACCAAGAGGUGUCAGUGGCCAAGUGCCCAGAAUACUGGCCCCGCAGGUAUCUGCAGCAGCUGGAAAUAAAGGUCAUGAGAAGGUGACAGUGAUCAGGAUGGCAGCCCCUCCCAGUUUCCAACCAGCACCAGCACCAGUCCAGAAGACAGCUGUGGUAAAGAUGAUUGGCGUAGCUCCCAAACCAGCUGUAGUCCAAACCCUCAGUGCUGUGUCUGAGCGGGGGAGCCAGCCUCGCAUUCAGGCGGUCAACACAGAAACCAAAAAGGAGCCAGCGACCACGUUUACUCAGGAGACCCUGGAAAGUGUGAAGAAGUGCAAGAACUUCCUGGUGACCCUGAUCAAGCUGGCCUCCAGUGACUCCAGGUCUGUCGACAUGGCUAACAACGUCAGAGGACUGGUCAGGAGUCUGCUGGAAGGGAAGCUAGAAGCAGAGGAGUUUACAGAACAGCUCUAUCAUGAGUUGAAGUCGACUCCACAGCCCUGCUUGGUGCCUUUCCUCAAGAAAAGUCUUCCUGCGGUGCGUCGCCUUACUGCAGACCCCCAGUUAUUUAUCCAACAGGCUUCAACUUCCACCCACAACCCCAACACUCUGUCUUCCACCAUGAAGCAGUCCAGCACUGACACUGGACAAAAAUUCAGUACAAGCCAGCAGGUGAUCCAGCUGCCCCGAGGAGUGACCUUGAGACCUGGGUUGACGACAUUAGCCCACUCCAGAAAUUACAUAUCUAAGAGCAGCAGACCCACCCCCAAACACACAGUGGUCCAGUCAGGAAAACACUUCACAGGAACUUUUUCAAUGAAACAGCCUUUCAUGCAGGAUCCACCUUGUUCUACCAAAUUUGCAUUCAAGAACAGUUCAGGAUCUUACAAAGAAGAUGAUGACAUCAAUGACGUAGCCUCCAUGGCUGGAGUCAACCUGAGAGAGGAAAAUGCACAAAUCUUGACCACUAUGGUUGGUUCUGUGGUCCAGUCGUGCCAGGAUCAUCCCUUCCUCUCACCUAACCCAGUGCUCAGCCGAAUCCUUCAUACAGGACAGGCACUGGGAGUAACUGAUGUCGCUCCAGAGGUGGUAGCUCUGGUUUCUCAUGCUACACAGGAGUGUCUCCGUGGGCUGCUGGAGAAGCUUGCUGUGAUGGCAGAACACCGCAAGGCAGCCCUGAAGGAGGACUUGUGGCAUGCCAAAGUGAGUGAUGUACGCUCCCAGCUUCGCUUCCUGGAGGAAGUGGAGAGUUUGAAGAAGAAAAGGAAAGAUGAAGAGGAGAGAGAGAGACUGCUGCGUUUGGCCAGAAGUCGCUCACACACUGAGGAUCCACAGCAUCAGCAGCUCAAGCAAAGAGCCAAAGAGUUACAACAAAUAGAAGAAGCUCAGCUGCAGCAAAGAGAGGCCAACCUCACCGCUCUAGCUGCCAUUGGGCCUCGCAAGAAGAGACCUCUGGAGCAGAUUGAAAGCCAGGUGACUCUGCUGCCUAGACCAGGUCUUCAGAGAGUGACUCGGGUCAUGCUGAGGGAUCUGCUGGUGUGUAUGGAGCAGGACCACUUCCUACGCCAUUCUCUCUCUCUGUACAAAGCGAUGAUCUGACUACAUUAACUUACUCUUACUACAGUGACUGAUAAUAAUCUCUAGUUUGUGUUUAUGGGAUCCCAAGUUUUGGAAUCUUUUUUUUUUACCUAAAAAAAAAUGUUUGCACUUUGUUUUAAUUCUAUCAAAUAUCUCUGUUCAUGAUCUACCAUUUAUUUGAAUAUGUUGUUUGGAAGGUAGUGCUGGAUCAGUGAUGUUGAUCAGCUGUCUCUAAAAGCACUCAUAGUUUUGGUUUUGAUGUUGAUUGUGUUCUUUUGAAAGUGAGAUUUUCAGGUGCAGAUAUACUGUAAUGAACCUGUUAUUGGGAUUAUAAAGAUAAGAAUAGAAGAUAAGUGCAUCUAGGAAACACUGCUGUUUACUGAAAAGUGUUCUAGAGCUGUAACAAUUAGUCAGUUAAUCGAUUAUUUAUCGACAGAAAAGUAAUUGGCAAUUAUUUUGAUAAAAAUCCAAAAUCUUUUUAGUUAUUUUUUAAGCAACAUAAGCUGAUUUCAUGCUUCUUGUGAAAAUGGGAAAUUUUGUUUUUCUUUGCCAUACAUGAUAGUAAACUUAAUAGCUUUGGAUCUUUUGACUGUUUGUCAGACAGAACAUGACAUUUGACAUUUUAUAGACAAAAUGAUUAAUCGAGAAAAUAAUGGGCAGAUUAAUGAAAAGAAUUGUUAGUUGCAGCCCUAAAGUGUUCUAUGAACAGUGUUGGAAAAGUGCAGAAAGUGUUGUUGAGUUCUCAGUUGGUUGUUUUUCAUUAUUCUUCUUGUUUAUUGUUUGACCAUUAAAUAAAAGUAGAAUUUGUCACA